Messenger RNA from Anopheles nili, 276 nucleotides. It is a transcript of the gene BBIP1, whose product is annotated as BBSome-interacting protein 1. Lineage: Eukaryota; Metazoa; Arthropoda; Insecta; Diptera; Culicidae. The transcript has a single exon. Gene Ontology annotation, cellular component: BBSome. The record is from RefSeq and is a predicted model, not a curated record. Gene Ontology annotation, biological process: receptor localization to non-motile cilium; cilium assembly. The coding region runs from base 1 to 276 and encodes 91 amino acids.
AUGGUGAACGAUAUUCCUGCACCUACUGAAACGUUUUCAUCUUCCACCGAAGAAAAGGGCAAAAACGUAAAACAACAACCGAUUACACUUAUUUUGCCCACCAGCGGUAAGUUGUUUUUCGAGAAAAAACAAGAGUUUCAGCUUUGCAAACCACAACUACUUCCACUGAAGUCGUUCAGUUUGGAGAAGCUGGAAAGAAUGCACAAAGAGGCCCAGCGACAGCUGCAAGAAACUCGAAUCCGCACUGCAGCAAAUAAGAGCAGCAAUAACUUUUGA